Messenger RNA from Dichotomopilus funicola, 2754 nucleotides. RefSeq lists its product as uncharacterized. NCBI's taxonomy places the organism in Eukaryota, Fungi, Ascomycota, Sordariomycetes, Sordariales, Chaetomiaceae. The record is from RefSeq and is a predicted model, not a curated record. Gene Ontology annotation, biological process: signal transduction; protein phosphorylation. Bases 1 to 2754 code for a protein of 917 amino acids. Gene Ontology annotation, molecular function: protein kinase activity; protein binding; ATP binding. The transcript has 2 exons.
AUGGCAAUGUUAGCCUCCAAAGCCUACCCGGCUCCGUUAGGGUCGCAGUCUUCUGGUGUCGCUGCAGCCGCACCGCAAUCGACAUACCCAGCCCCACGACGAACCCCAGCCGCCCCGAUGGCGUCGCAGAAUUAUGCCAACCAAGCCGAGUCCGAUUUUGACGACGAUGACGCCGACGGGCCCGACUCGGUCAAGAAAUGGGAUGAGGACCGCGUGUGUGAUUACCUGCGAAGCGUCAAGUGUGGCGAGUACGAGAAGAUAUUUCGCAGGAACCACAUCAACGGCGAGAAUCUGUUGGAGAUCGACAAAGAGGUGCUCAAAGAGAUGGGCGUAGACAAGGUUGGGGAUCGCGUCCGCCUAUUCUUGGGCAUCAAAAAGCUACGGACCAAGACAUAUGCGAGCCAACGAAGGCGGAAUAGGGAAUCGUUCGCUGGGCUAGACAUGCAUUAUGCGCCCUCAUCUUCCUCGCCUCGCCAUAUUGGUGGGCGUGCAGUACCCCCGACCCCGUCCAACAAGCGAUAUUCACGACAAUACGACCUCCCGACCGCCGUUCCCAUUACCGACCCCUCCAAGCCCUCAUCGAGACCAUCUUCGCCCCUCCCAAGCGCUGACUUCCGUACCCGCCAACGAUAUGCUCAAGCUCAGGCUCAAGCUCAGGCCCAGGCAUAUGUUGGCCAGCCGACACCCGCAACCGCGCGGUUCCCCAUGUCCCCUCCGGACCAUCCACACUCGGGUCGUCUGCAUCAAAGGAAUCAAUCCAGCAUGGACGGCUCCUUGAUGGCCGCCCUGCCACCCGGGCAAGAUGUGAUUCGCGUCAUCUCCACGGGAGGCGGGACAAAAGUCGUCAAAAUCGCUGGUUGCAACACCAUCGAGGAAGUCAUGCGUGUCACGCUACGAAAAUUCGCCCUGCGCGAGGACCACGAAAGGAACUAUUGCUUCUGGGUGCUCAACGGAGUAGAGCCGGACCCGAACCAGUGCCGCCGCCUUGGCGACACAGAGCUGUGGAGGGUCAUCAAGGACCACACGCGACCAGAACGUAACCGCCUCAUCUUGCGGCGGGUACCUGCUGGAGAACCCGGGCAGCAAGAACUCGAGAGGGCCGCUGCCAUCGCGCUAGAAGAAGCUCAGCAAAGCCACAACCGUGCCAUGGAAGGCAUGGAUAAACGCAGCCAAAUAAAGGCUCAGAAACUUUUAGGGGAGACUUGGGAGACGAUUCAACAACCUCCUCUUUCCCCUGUAUCUUACCAGGAUCGAGAAAGAAACGUAUAUAAUGCCGCCAGAGACCUGGAGCGCCCGGCCGUUAUCGAGACCGCCCAGGCGGUGCCUCGCCGUAAGGGCUUGCUGCGACAGUUUGGCGGACUCCGGCCACCUAGCGAGCUCAUUGCCUCCGAUCUGACCAGUUAUUUCCCGGACCACUCGCGCGAGGAGAUCGAUAGGACGGCCCGGAUGUCCAUGCGACGCUCUCAGCGCCUUAGCCGGGCAAAUCACCGCCUCAGUGUAGCCAGCACCAUCAGUUUUGCCUCGACCAUCCAGGACGCGCCGCCCAUUCCAACCAUCGCCGACAGCUGGCUCACGGCCUCGAACCAGAUCGCCAAAGUACGUGGCCGGGACCCACGCUUCCAGAAUUACCGAGACUCUGUGGCCUCAUCCGUUCUCGACACGUUGCAAGAAGAGUCGUCCCCCAUCGAGCCGAACCGCAAGUCGUACGUCUCCUUUGCUGACAGCGGCUCGGACACCGCCGCGCUUAGCAUCACAGACCCUGAAGGCAACAUUGUCCGCCACAGCUACUUUGAUGGAGUGGGUACCCUCAGCUCCGGAGGCUCUGGGUCCCUGGAGGAAGUCAACCAAGCGUUGACCCAAGACGGAGAGGAUGCCGAUGAGGAACUGCAGAGCUUCCUUAGUGGCGAGUCGUGGGACGACAGCAAGUGGAUGAAGGGUGCCUUAAUCGGCCAGGGUUCCUUCGGCAGUGUCUACCUCGCACUACAUGCCGUCACAGGCGAGCUGCUCGCCGUUAAGCAAGUUGAGACCCCGGCGCCCGGCGCCAACAGCCAGAGCGACUCGCGCAAGAAGAGCAUGAUUGACGCCCUUAAACGCGAAAUCAGCCUUCUCCGUGACCUGCGUCACCCCAACAUUGUGCAGUACCUCGGAUGCGGCUCCUCGGCCGAAUACCUCAACAUUUUCCUGGAGUACGUCCCCGGCGGGUCCGUCCAGACAAUGCUCAACUCGUACGGCGCGCUGCCAGAGCCACUGGUGCGCAGCUUCGUUCGGCAAAUUCUCAACGGUCUCUCGUAUCUGCACAACCGUGAUAUCAUCCACCGAGACAUCAAGGGCGCCAACAUCCUGGUCGACAACAAGGGCACCAUCAAAAUUUCGGAUUUCGGUAUUUCCAAGAAACUUGAAGCUACCAACAUCCUUAACGGGGCCAACAACAACAAAAACCGGCCCUCCCUUCAAGGAUCCGUCUUUUGGAUGGCGCCUGAAGUCGUCAAACAAACCUCGUAUACACGCAAAGCCGACAUUUGGUCGCUCGGGUGUCUGGUAGUCGAGAUGAUGACGGGCCAGCACCCCUUCCCGGACUGUUCCCAGCUGCAGGCCAUCUUCAAGAUUGGCGGUGCCAAGGCAACGCCGACAAUCCCGGAACAUGCGAGUGCGGAAGCGCAGCAAUUCCUAGCGCAGACUUUUGAGAUCGACCAUAACGCGCGGCCGAGCGCAGAUGAGUUGAUGCUAAGCCCGUUCUUGACGCCGCCUGAGUAG